GGCCGGGCGCCCCGCGGCCUCAGGAAAGUGAAAGGGCCGCCGGGGCCUCCACGCGCCGCCCCAGGAAGUCGCGAGCAGGAAGCGCCGGCGGCGGCCGGGCCGGGCGGCGGGGCGCGGGCCUGCGGGCGCAGAGAGCCGAGCCUCUGCUGGAAGGAAGAGGGCAGGCGAGACCCCACAGGACACCCCUGCGUGCUUCCCAGGAUCAAGAACCUAUUAAUGAAGCCUCUUAUUUCGUGACCGAAGCUCCACGGUCAGUGAGACGUAAAUGGCCCGACUUCCCCCCGGCAUUCGCGUCAUCGUCUCGUUCUCCAGGGAUCAGUGGUACAGAGCCUUCAUUUUUAUUUUGACAUUUUUGCUGUAUGCAAGUUUUCACUUAUCUCGAAAGCCUAUCAGCAUAGUUAAGGGUGAGCUGCACAGAGAUUGCACAGCUUCAUAUGAGCGGGAGGUUGGAUUCAACAGCCAGAGCCGAAAAGCCGGGGACAGCCCCGCUCACCAGCCCCCAGACAACGGGACCGACUGCGGCUGGGCCCCAUUUGAUGAGGGCAACUACCAGCAGCUGCUCGGCGCCCUGGACUACUCCUUCCUGUGCGCGUACGCUGUCGGCAUGUACCUGAGUGGCAUAAUAGGGGAACGCCUGCCAAUUAGGUAUUACCUAACUUUCGGAAUGGUGGCCAGUGGUGCUUUUACUGCCCUGUUUGGGGUAGGGUAUUUCUACAACAUCCACAGUUUUGGAUUCUACGUGGUGACCCAGAUCGUCAACGGACUGGUACAGACCACCGGCUGGCCCAGCGUCGUCACCUGCCUCGGCAACUGGUUUGGAAAAGGGAGGCGAGGUUUGAUUAUGGGGGUCUGGAAUUCCCACACCUCUGUGGGCAACAUUCUGGGGUCCUUGAUCGCUGGCUACUGGGUGUCCACAUGCUGGGGCCUGUCCUUCAUCGUGCCUGGGGCCAUCGUGGCAGCCAUGGGGAUAGUGUGCUUUCUCUUUCUCAUUGAACAUCCGAAGGACAUCGCCUGUUCUUCCUCCCUGGCCAUGCAUCCAAAAGGCUACGAGAACGGCACACACAGAUUUCGACUGCAGAAGCAAGUGCUAACCGAGGAGAGGAACAAACCUCUGGACCCAGAGAUGCAGUGCUUACUGCUGUCGGACGGAAAGCGCUCCGGCCACCAGAACCACGUGGUCAUUCUCCCAGCAGACGGCGGGGGCGGCAUCACGGCCAUCAGCUUCGUAGGGGCCUUGAAAAUUCCCGGCGUGAUAGAGUUCUCUCUGUGUCUACUGUUUGCCAAGUUGGUCAGCUAUACGUUCCUCUUCUGGCUUCCACUGUACAUCACAAAUGUAGAUCACCUUGACGUCAAGAAGGCCGGAGAGCUCUCCACCUUGUUUGAUGUGGGCGGGAUCUUCGGUGGGAUCCUGGCGGGUGUGAUCUCCGAUCGACUGGAGAAAAGGGCCUCCACCUGCGGCCUGAUGCUGCUGCUUGCAGCCCCGACGCUCUACAUAUUCUCUGCCAUCAGCAAAAUGGGUCUAGAAGCCACCAUCGCCAUGCUGCUCCUCAGCGGGGCCCUGGUCAGCGGGCCGUACGCACUGAUCACGACCGCCGUCUCCGCCGACCUGGGGACUCAUAAAAGUCUGAAGGGAAACUCCCACGCCCUGGCCACCGUGACCGCCAUCAUUGACGGAACUGGGUCUGUAGGAGCAGCGCUGGGCCCACUGCUGGCCGGGCUCCUCUCCCCGUCGGGAUGGAACAACGUGUUCUACAUGCUGAUGUUUGCAGACGCCUGUGCCUUAGUGUUCCUACUCCGCCUCAUACACAAGGAGCUGAGCUGCCCGGGGUCGGCGACGGGAAACCAAGCUCUGUUUAAGGAGCACUGACCCCUCGAGUCCCGUGGAGGGAGGCUGGGCCAGUCCUUCACAAACUGUCUUUCAAGGAAGAGUUCAAAUAAAGGAUCCUGUGUUGAAAAGAGUGAUUUACCCUUGCCUUUUGCACAUUCACCUGGGAAAGACACACAAGCCACCUUGAGAAAUCCUGGUUCUAUGUCAGCCGGGCCGUGGAGCUCCGGCAGUGGUGGAGCAGCUCGUGGGCAGUGCCGGCUGCCGCCCGCUGAGCCCCACGAGCUGGCACCUCGGCGCGCCGGGUGGCCCCUCUGCAUCCUGAGCGACAGCGGCCGGGACUGGUGUGCGGCGCCCAGGGGAACUUCGGUCUCUCUCAGGUAUUUCAGCGCGGGAUGUCGGAGCGGGUGGAGCUCAGGUGGCAGGAACAUGCCGGGGGCCAGUCAGGAUGCUGCAGGCGGUCGGGGUGCGGACAGCAGAGACGCCUCUGCAAGGACAGAGCCGACACCUGCAUCAAAACCAAGACAGAGCUCAGACCCAUCGUGUCACCCAAAAGAUGUCCCCAGCCCUUCCCCCUGCUCUGCACCCAACCAGAAACGGUCCAGGGUGGACUGCGAUGAAGCCAUCAAAGCCUGUGAACAGUCUGGAGGACAGACGGCCGCCCCGGAACCCCGGGGGUUCCCGUCACCGGAGCCCCAAGGGCCCCGAAGCCACUGGCCCCGGGUGGGGUGGUGGGGAGGACACGGCGAGGCCGGGCCCCCAGCCCAGCCCUCUGUCUCCCCCAUGACGCCACGCACAGACCGGGGCCUGUCCUUGGUGACACAGCACUGGAGCGGAUUUAUUUAUUGAAAUGGGUAAUGUGUUACCGGAGCUUAGGGAACAUACGUGGCAUCUUGUUAUUGAUUCAGACAAACUCCGAUUGUUCUCUAGCCACUUGUUGCCUUGGGUGUUGCCUCUCGGUUGUUGAUCUUUGAAAUAAAAUGUUUAAAAACAAGAAA
Balaenoptera ricei (Rice's whale) is the source of this 2823-nucleotide messenger RNA. RefSeq names its product solute carrier family 37 member 1 (gene SLC37A1). Gene Ontology annotation, molecular function: glucose 6-phosphate:phosphate antiporter activity. Gene Ontology annotation, biological process: glucose-6-phosphate transport; phosphate ion transmembrane transport. Lineage: Eukaryota; Metazoa; Chordata; Mammalia; Artiodactyla; Balaenopteridae. The transcript has 20 exons. The record is from RefSeq and is a predicted model, not a curated record. Gene Ontology annotation, cellular component: endoplasmic reticulum membrane. Bases 266 to 1867 code for a protein of 533 amino acids.